This is a messenger RNA of Trematosphaeria pertusa, 1040 nucleotides long. RefSeq lists its product as uncharacterized. NCBI's taxonomy places the organism in Eukaryota, Fungi, Ascomycota, Dothideomycetes, Pleosporales, Trematosphaeriaceae. The record is from RefSeq and is a predicted model, not a curated record. Bases 294 to 860 code for a protein of 188 amino acids. The transcript has a single exon.
CUCCGCGAAAAACUCGACUUGGAAUGGCACCACGUUCCUUAUCUCAACCAGCGGCUCGCUGAAGACGUCGAAGGCGAGCAGGACAUAAGCCAGCGGAUGACUCUUGUCUACAUCAUUGGAUUCUUCACGGACGGUUGCGAUUUCAUAUACUACGUUAAAGGCGGCGCAAACAUGUAAGCAUCAAGAGAGCCCUGGGGUCUGGCUCAACUCCUGCGUCGAGCGUUUACCAUAUUGAAGUAUGCCCCUUUGGUCCAAAACCGUGCUGAUUCGUACAAAUCCAUAGGUCUAGGUUUAUGGCGGGUACGUUCUCCGGGAAACCCUACGAUAGCCCCUGCUUUGCUACGCCGUGUACCGUCUUCAAUGCCCAAGAGCUCUUCAACUCAGCCGGGCUAGACUCUAUUCAGUUCGGGAGGGUGGACAAGAAGGAGACGAAGGGUCUGCGAUGGAAAUACUUGUACGAGUCGGCGGUGAAGGCGUGGGAGAAGCUGGAGUUCGAUUACGACAAGCUGCAGGGCAUCAAGACGAAGAUUGACCCGGAGCGCCAGUGUCUUAGCUCAUCAUAUGCAGAGGAAGGUGACCUCGAGAGUCCUGCUGGAGAGGAGCAUGUUGAGGUACCAGCCUCGGAGCGACAGUCACCCUCAACGAAUCCAACGACUCCGGCAAGCGGGGAGCCCGAGGCUCAAGGAAAUGGUGAUAAGGGAGAUAUGGAACAGUAUGAUGAGAGAAUCGAGGAGAGCGAUGUGGAGAUGGAUACUCCAGAGGGUGACGAUGAAGAGGAUGGCGCGCAACGGGACAUUCUGGAAGGUGAAGACGACGAAGGCGACGCCCCGAUGGACAUAUCCUGGGGGGAGAGUGCUUGAGAUUAUGGAUUGUUGAAAAGAGUUGGCUCGGACUUUGGCUGACGAGUCCUCCUUCGGAUUCAUACUAGACGUCGUUGCUGUCGUCAUUUGGUGGUGUCCCCGGCUAUCCCGGCUCAGGUAACGCGGGACCCUGUUCUCACAGAAUAGAGUGUAUACAAUAGAUGCAUCGAACUGCCGCCG